GCUGCGCGGAAACGGUGCUCUACACAGUAUGGCCGGCGACAUUAGCUAGCACUCGCUCACGGUAAUUCUCUGUAAAAGGGGAAAAGUCGGUUAAAAGACGUUAAAAAGAAACCAUCCACCUUCAAGAAACAACACUAGGACCCAAGACUCAAGGACUGAGCUUUUAACAUCUUUAGCUUGAGAAGGCAAAGGACUUGAUUUGGAGCUGAAAUCAAAAAUAAACCGUUUUUGAAUUCUGUCUGUUUGUGUUGUGUCACGAUGGAGGAAAACAGUGCCCAUUUCUUCGAGGGGACCGAGAAGCUGCUGGAGGUUUGGUUCUCCCGGCAGGACGACAGCAAAGGUACCGGGGACCUACGAAGCAUCCCGAGGUUUGAGUGGGACAAACUUCUGGAGAAUGUGCAUUGUUUGAUCAUAAGUGUGACAAAGACUGACAAGCAGGAAGCUUAUAUACUCAGCGAGAGUAGCAUGUUUGUCUCCAAGAGACGUUUCAUUUUGAAAACAUGCGGAACCACCCUCUUACUGCAAGCGCUGGUGCCCCUGCUGCAGCUGGCGCGCGAGUACUGCGGCUUUGACGCCAUCGAGAACUUCUUUUACUCUCGUAAGAACUUUAUGAAGCCCGCCCAUCAGGAGUUCCCCCACCGCAACUUUGAGGAUGAAGUGGGAUUUCUCAGCCAGAUCUUCCCAAAUGGAGCAGCGUACUGUAUGGGACGUCUGAACUCUGACUGCUGGUACUUGUUUACUCUGGAGCUGCCGGAGUACUGGGAGAACAAGCAGGCGGACCAGACGCUGGAGGUUCUGAUGAGCGAUCUCGAUCCAGCUGUGAUGGACCAGUUCUACAUGAAAGACGGUGUUUCCGCUAAUGAUGUCACUCGUAUGAGUGGAAUUCGUGACCUGAUUCCAGGUUCUGUGAUCGACGCCACAAUGUUCAACCCUUGUGGAUACUCCAUGAAUGGAAUGAAAACGGAUGGAACUUACUGGACGAUUCACAUCACCCCUGAGCCAGAGUUCUCGUACGUUAGUUUCGAAACCAACCUCUCCCAGACGUCCUACGACGAUCUCGUCCGGAAAGUCGUGGACGUCUUCAAGCCAGGAAAAUUUGUGACUACGCUUUUUGUUAAUCAGAGCUCAAAGUGUCGCAGCGUGUUCUCGUCUGCGCAGAAACUCGACGGCUACAGGCGCCUGGAUCGCCAGCUGGCCCACUUCAACGACUACAACUUCGUCUUUACCAGUUACGCUAAGAAGCCGCAGCAGAGCCAGCAGAGCUAAAAGAUGAGGAAGCGCAAAAAGAAAGCGGGCAGAGCCGCGAAGCUCUGCUGCUGCUGCCUGGAGUUUCAUUACUGUAGCUGUAUCGCAAGUUUUUCCCGUAAACGUCCUCGUACCCGAUCCGUAGAUAUGUUGCAUGAAAGCUCUCGUCGUGUCCGUGUAGAUAUUCUAGCUCACUCUUGCUGUGAUCUUGAAGUGCAUGUAGAGUUGAGGAGCCUCCCCUUCCUGCAGGUGUCCCCCCUCAUCCUCCACAGACAGGGUUUCCGCGCCCACUAAGCAGGGGCCCUGGCAUGCUCAGAUCCGUCUCCCUAACAGUGCGGUAUCACAAUCCUCAAAAAAAAACAAAGCAACCCUAACACCCUGCCCAUUUAAAAACCAGCCUGAUUUUGAAACAUAGCACUAAGGGGAAAAAAAACUUUAUAAAUAUAUAAUCUAAUAUCUAUAAAACUUUCACAAUGCCCCCCCCCCCCCCCCCA
Molecule: messenger RNA, 1739 nt
Organism: Hemibagrus wyckioides
Lineage: Eukaryota; Metazoa; Chordata; Actinopteri; Siluriformes; Bagridae
Gene: amd1
Product: adenosylmethionine decarboxylase 1
Exons: 9
Coding region: 259-1266 (335 amino acids)
Biological process (GO): spermine biosynthetic process; spermidine biosynthetic process
Cellular component (GO): cytosol
Molecular function (GO): adenosylmethionine decarboxylase activity
Source: RefSeq, a predicted model, not a curated record